This is a messenger RNA of Papaver somniferum (opium poppy), 1481 nucleotides long. RefSeq names its product zinc transporter 1-like. Gene Ontology annotation, biological process: zinc ion transmembrane transport. NCBI's taxonomy places the organism in Eukaryota, Viridiplantae, Streptophyta, Magnoliopsida, Ranunculales, Papaveraceae. Bases 187 to 1245 code for a protein of 352 amino acids. The record is from RefSeq and is a predicted model, not a curated record. The transcript has 2 exons. Gene Ontology annotation, molecular function: zinc ion transmembrane transporter activity. Gene Ontology annotation, cellular component: membrane.
ACCUUGACAUGUCAAAAACAGUACUACAUCUUCAUGUCUCUAACCCUUUGAUAGUCAACUCUGUACUACACCUUGAUCAAUCUAGUUCCUCAUUUCUCUAGUUAUUGCCUGAAUAAGCCUGAACUCAUAUGGAGUAAUGGAGAAUCAAAAAUUAGAUCGAGGGGGAGAACUUUAGAGACAACAGCCAUGGCACGUUGUAAUACCAUGAAAUUAGCUCUCAAACCCAACACAGUAACAAUUCUAGUUCUUCUCAUCUGUCUUAUUCCAUUGUUUUUCUCUCAAGUUGCUAAUGGUCAUGGAAGUUCUCAUUCUGAUGAUGAAGAACAUGUUGACGAUGUUGGGACGCAAUCGGACGUGCAAAAGGGUUUAGUUCUUGUGAAAGUAUAUUGUCUUAUAAUAUUUUUGGUGUCCACUUUUGUAGGUGGAGUAUCUCCAUAUUACUUGAGGUGGAAUGAAACUUUUCUACUGUUAGGAACUCAAUUUGCUGGUGGGAUUUUUCUUGGGACUUCUCUAAUGCAUUUCUUAAGUGAUUCGAAUGAGACUUUUAAGGAUCUCACUAAAAAUCGCUAUCCUUUUGCUUUCAUGCUUGCAUCAUUUGGUUAUGCCUCUACUAUGUUAGGUGAUUGUAUAAUUUCAUAUGUCACACAACGCUCUCGUAGUAACAGAGAUUCUAAAAUCGAAGUUGAAGAAGGAAGGUCAAUGGAAGAACUAGAGAGAAACACGAUUGCACCGUCAACGCAUCUUCAACCAGCUGAAGUUUUGUUGAAGAAUUCUUCAUUUAGUGAUACUAUGCUUCUGAUUGCUGCACUUUGUUUUCAUUCAAUUUUCGAAGGCAUAGCCGUUGGAGUUGCAGAUAAUAAAGCUGAUGCAUGGAGAAGUUUAUGGACCAUAUCACUGCACAAGAUAUUUGCAGCCAUUGCCAUGGGAAUUGCACUGCUUAGGUUGUUACCAGACAGGGCGUUCCUUACCACCAUUGCUUACUCAUUUGCAUUCGCGGUUUCAAGUCCAAUUGGAGUAGGCAUAGGUAUUGGUAUUGAUGCCACUGCCGAUAGAAAAGUAGCUGAUUGGAUUUAUGCCAUAACAACGGGUUUCGCUACUGGAAUUUUCAUCUAUGUUGCCAUUCACCAUCUUAUUUCUAAAGGCUUUAAACCACAAAAACCUUCUUACUUCAAUACCCCGUUUUUUAAGUUUGCUUCGGUGCUUUUAGGCGUGGGAGUGAUGGCAGUGGCCAUGAUCUGGGAUUAGUACUGAAUUUGGUCGUGCAAAAAUUCGAUUAAUUUAUUUCUGUAUGUUUUGUGAAAUGUUAUUGUGUGUAAGAUAUUAAAAAGAAAGAUAAACCAUGGUCGAAUGGCUGUUGAUCGGCCGUCGAUCGAAUCUUUUCCCGUCUAAAUGCGUUGAUUUGCUGCAUUUGCUUUUUCUGUGUUAAUCACAGAGUUGAUGUAAUAUAUUUUUCAUAAUUCAUUUGUUAUCUGUCUCUUUCA